AUGAAGAAACCUCCCAGCAAAAUCCCACAAGUCAAGACAAUGCCGCAGAAUCGUGCGCCUUCAGCACUCGAGCGCAGGUUCCAAUCCCUCCUUGAGAAACGUCGUCGGAAUUUGACACUGCGUAACUUGACAACCGCACAAGACCUCAUUGAUUUCUCCUCUAACGACUUCCUUUCUCUUACCACGAACUUGACACUCAAAACUGCUUUUCUUCAAGAGCUCGAGGCCUCGAAAUGGUCGCUGGGAUCCGGCGGUAGCCGCCUGCUGGAUGGAAAUUCCACAUACGCGGAAAACCUCGAACGCGAGAUCUGCGCUUUCCAUAAUGCCGAGGCAGGACUAUUGUUCAAUUCUGGGUUCGAUGCGAAUGCAGGGUUCUUUGCAUGCGUGCCACAGAAGGGAGAUGUCGUGGUCUACGAUGAACUAAUCCACGCAAGUGUGCAUGAUGGAAUGCGGUUAAGUCGAGCGGAAAAGACUGUGUCGUUUAGGCACAAUUGCGUUGAGGAUUUGAGGCGGGUGCUGCUGAAAUUGACAAUAGAUGGUGACACGGAAGACGUGCUAGCAGGAGACCGUCACGUGUUCGUUGCGGUAGAGGCGGUCUAUAGUAUGGAUGGCGAUAGAGCGCCUUUAAAAGCCAUCGUCGACACGGUGGAGGAGGUACUCGGAAGGGAGGCUGGAUACAUCGUUAUUGACGAAGCACAUGCGACGGGCGUAAUCGGAGAGAAAGGUCGGGGCCUUGUGUGCGAGCUGGCUCUUGAGGAAAGAGUGUUUGCAAGGCUGCACACGUUUGGAAAGGCUUUGGGGUGCAAUGGAGCUAUUGUACUCGGGUCCAAUCUCCUGCGACACUAUCUGAUCAAUUACGCCCGCCCGCUCAUCUACACGACCUUUAUGUCCUACACUUCACUUGCUGCUAUCCGCACCUCGUAUUCCUUCCUCUCCCAGGGCAGGACCGUUCAUUUAGCUUCGAAUCUGCAGUCGCUUAUUCAAAUGCUGUUCACGAGAUUGAAGUCGGUGAAGUCGCCGGCAUUCAAUGUUUUGUUGAACAUACCACAAAUUCAGCCAGAGUCCCCGAUAUUUUCGGUUCAGCUUGCCGAGCCAAAGGUGCUAGCUAAGUUCUUACAGGAGAGGGGCAUGAUGGUCAGAGCCGUGGUACCGCCUACGGUUCCCGAAGGCACGUCCAGAUGGUUGCAAUGGAGGAAUGGUGCCAAAGGCUGGUAA
This is a messenger RNA of Didymosphaeria variabile, 1215 nucleotides long. RefSeq lists its product as uncharacterized. Gene Ontology annotation, molecular function: pyridoxal phosphate binding. The record is from RefSeq and is a predicted model, not a curated record. Gene Ontology annotation, biological process: biosynthetic process. The coding region runs from base 1 to 1215 and encodes 404 amino acids. The transcript has 3 exons. Lineage: Eukaryota; Fungi; Ascomycota; Dothideomycetes; Pleosporales; Didymosphaeriaceae.